Messenger RNA from Monascus purpureus, 1160 nucleotides. The record is from the annotation of a GenBank genome assembly. NCBI's taxonomy places the organism in Eukaryota, Fungi, Ascomycota, Eurotiomycetes, Eurotiales, Aspergillaceae.
CAAACAUGCCGCCUAGGUCUAAACGCAGCAAAGUUUCCUCUGCAGCUCCUGUUCCUACACCCAAGAAUCAAAGCAGAGAAGACCCCCCAGAAACACCAACUGAGGAAGAUCUAACCGGCAAUGCAAGCAAUAUAUCUACACCACCCAGCGUGAGAUCCAUCGAUCUGGCGUUAAUGGAUGAAGAGGAAGUAUCUGGAGCCCCUUCAUCGGGCGGCAAACGAGCAUACGCGGGUGGGUACGAUGCCCUCAAAACCUAUAACGGACAGGUAUAUUCCGGGAUGGCAAUUGGGGGGUCACACACCUGGAACUACGACCAGGGGGUGUGGAAGGAGACGAAGAUGGAGCCUGACCUGUGGAAGAUCGAUUACAGAACGCAUAAGAGGCGGGCCAGGAAUGCGCCCAAGGGGAGCGGUGCGCCUGUGGGAACGGAGUACCAUUGGUAUAUCGUUGCGCAUCAGUACGUCAAGAAAAUGGAUGCCAAUACGUACGAGACGCAUCUCACCGGAUCCAAGUAUAAGCUCGCACACAAGGGGGCCACGUCGAAGUCGUGGUCCAUCCCGACAGUCAAGGGGCAGCGUGAACGGGAAAUGGAACUACUCGACGACGUCAAACGACGUAUUCAGGGCUUGCCUCCCGUACUAGCGGGUGAAAAGGUAAGGGUUGAGGAACAUGAAAAGGGCCAGCAGAAGCUCGAUUCUCUGUUCGCUAAGGCCAAGGGGAUCAAGGGUCCCGAUGGGAUGGAGAAGAAGAGGAAGCGAGAAGAUGAGAAAGCAGACGAUGAGGAAGAAGAGGUUGUGGAUGAGAUUCACGAGGAAUAGAGAAGAGGUAUAUGUGGAUUCCAGAUGAACGACCUGGGGGAGAGACCCUAUCCUGAAACUAGACGUUGUUUCUCUGUCCCGUGAAACUUGUCUAAUCAUUCCCCGGUAACACUGUUUAAAUCUCCGAGGGGCUUCAACUAGCAUUUUAUUUCCUAGCGACGCUCUCUAUCAUCCUUGGCAGAUCCCUCUUAUCCAAAGUUGCAGGAAAACCAAAGCACAACAAGAACCAAGAAAUGAGGAACAUGAAACGAACCUAUAAUGGGCACCUGCAAGGUAUCAAAUACGCCAAAGACAUUGGUGACUGAGGACGGAAAGAACUCGGAAUGGCAUACGAAUGCAAGG